CACGCCGCUCUUCUCUCUCUCUCUCUCUCUCUCUCUCUCUAAAAGAAACAACAUCACCAACACCUAAAGCGUUGGCCAUUGAAAAAUACGCCAAACCCAUUUGAAUUCAUUCAAAAAUAAAAGCAACACAACCAAUACGCUGAGAAAAAGAGAGAGAGUUCUGGAGUUUCAUCAGAAGCGAAACAAGUCACAGAGAAGUAAGGGAAGAAGAGGAGUUUUCUCUUUUCUAUAUAUGUAAUGCAUCAGAAGAAAUCCGAAGUUCAGAUCGGAAAAGAAAGCAGCGGCGUCUCUUCCGAUUUCAAUCCAACCCCUCCUCUCGUCUUUCCUCCUCCCUCCUCUAUCCACCACAAACAUUCUUACAAUUCCCAACUUUCCCCUUACCCCGAACAAUCUCUUCAUCCCUACCUUUCUUCUGCUCUUCAUUUUCAAUCCCCCUCCCACCAACAGCUACAUCACAAUGACCCAAUUACCCCUCCUUCUCCUUCUUCUUCCUCUUCGUCAACCCCUUACAAGCGGACCCUUUUGACCCAAGCUCACUCAUCCCUUUCCAAAUCCCCCACCAUCUACCAAUUCCACUCGCACCCACCGCAAUUCAGUCCCCAAAACGCUUCCCUUUUCUCCGUGUCGCUCGCCUUCAAGACCUUUUUGUAUCGAGCUCUCCGCAAAGCCAAGCACUUUCGACGAUUGCGGGUCCAUCUGCGGCUGAUCCUCUUGCUCGCCCUCCCGUUCUUCUACUUCUUGGUGUCCCAUCCGAGCCACUCCUUCCUCCUCGACUUCCUCUCCGCCUUCGCCUUCUCCGCCGCCCUCUUGUUCUCGCUUAACCUCGCGCUCCCUCGCCUCCCCUCCAUACGCCUUUUCCUUGCGCGGUCCUUCCCGAUUAAGCUCUCCAACGGCUCGCCCAACUCCCGGCCGCCUCUGCCGGUGUUUUGGUCAAUUGGGUCGCGUUUUAAACCCGAAAAGAUAGCAAAUUCGGGCUGUUGGGUCCAGGUCUAUAGCAACGGUGACGUGUACGAGGGCGAGUUUCACAAAGGAAAGUGCUCGGGAAGUGGAGUGUAUUACUAUUACAUGAGUGGAAGGUACGAGGGGGACUGGGUCGAUGGCAAGUAUGACGGCUAUGGAGUGGAGACGUGGGCCAGGGGAAGCCGGUAUCGUGGGCAGUAUCGGCAGGGGCUUCGGAAUGGUUUUGGGGUAUAUAGGUUUUAUACCGGUGAUGUUUAUGCCGGGGAAUGGGCUAAUGGACAGAGUCAUGGGUGUGGAGUGCAUAACUGCGAGGAUGGGAGUCGGUAUGUCGGGGAGUUCAAAUGGGGCGUCAAGCACGGCCUUGGUCACUACCAUUUCAGAAAUGGGGACAAAUACGCUGGAGAAUAUUUUGCGGACAAGAUGCAUGGUUUUGGGGUCUAUUCUUUUGCAAAUGGACAUCAAUAUGAGGGAGCCUGGCAUGAAGGUAGAAGGCAAGGGCUUGGAAUGUACACAUUCAGAAAUGGUGAAACACAAUCUGGUCACUGGCAGAACGGCAUUCUUGACAUUCCAAGCACGCAGAACACUACUGCCUCUGUAUCUCCUGUUGCUGUUUAUCAUUCCAAAAUACUCAAUGCAGUGCAGGAAGCUCGGCGAGCAGCAGAGAAAGCCUAUGAUGUGGCCAAGGUAGAUGAGAGAGUCAACAGGGCAGUAGCAGCAGCCAAUAGGGCAGCCAAUGCAGCUAGAGUAGCUGCAGUUAAGGCUGUACAAAAACAAAUACACCGUAAUAGUAACAAUGAGAAUAUCCCAAUUCCAAUCACUUGAGACUCCUAACUGCAGCUUGUUCUCCUUUAAUGAGUGACAGCAGUCUCGGGACCAUGCUUAUCUUGUUUUCCUCACUGAGCAGAUUUGCAUUUUAUCUUGUCAUCUUCUCUUCGGCCUUUUGCUUUGGGAGGAUUCAUUUUAUGGUUCCUCUUGGAACCUGUGAGUAGAGAGGAAGAUCUAUGAAGAGGAGUGGAAUGGUCAGCUAUACUGCUUCAAGAUUGUGUGUAGAGAGAGAGAGAGAGAGAGAGAGAGAGAGAGAGGGUUGAUGAUGAGAAAUUCCAUAUCAGAUAUUCAUCUAAUUUUUUGCUUUUCAAUCUCACUGCCAUUUUUGUAAAGAUGAGGUAGAUGUAAUAUAAAGCCGGUGCCGGUGCCGGUGCCAGUGCCGAGGUAAAACCUCAACCCAGCCAAUGUAGUAUUUGAGUCGGUUGGUAUUUGGGGGGGUUAACAAUAGAUGUAACAAAUCUACUGCUCUCAAAUUUUCCAUUUUUGCUAA
Molecule: messenger RNA, 2275 nt
Organism: Carya illinoinensis
Lineage: Eukaryota; Viridiplantae; Streptophyta; Magnoliopsida; Fagales; Juglandaceae
Exons: 3
Coding region: 238-1782 (514 amino acids)
Source: RefSeq, a predicted model, not a curated record